Molecule: messenger RNA, 732 nt
Organism: Candidozyma auris
Lineage: Eukaryota; Fungi; Ascomycota; Pichiomycetes; Serinales; Metschnikowiaceae
Exons: 1
Coding region: 1-732 (243 amino acids)
Source: RefSeq, a predicted model, not a curated record
AUGCCCGAGUUCUACGUGCCCACAGUGCCUCAAGUAUACCGAAAAAUCCGUUAUAAAGUCAAUUACGUUCUUGUAGAUGCCAGGCUGAAAUGGUACUCGACCUCAAAAAACCCCAGAGUCAUUCUGGCCAAGUUCCAUGGCCAGAGGCUCAUAUCGCUCAGAGUGAAUCCUCGUGACAAGUAUUUCAUCAAACCAGGAGAGUUUUUGACGGUGGAGCGAAAGCGACUAAACUCGUUCAGCAUGAAUAGCUUCAUUGCUUUGUACAGCCAACCGACCAAUGUGACGAAGAUACAAGUUGACGAAGGUACAAAGGAGGCAGAGGAGACAAGAGACGAAAAAAGGAAAGAUGAGUCUUUGUCGAUUUCUGAAAUGCUCUACCUGUCUGUGAAAAAGGCCUCCAGUCACUUUCGAGGCUUCCUGAGAGACGGGCCUGUUGCAAUUCCUUCAGAGAAGAAGGAGAGCAAGCGUCAGAGAGUGUACCAGUUCUUGAGGAAGAUGAAACACAGAAAAAGAGUACUGUCUGCCGAGAACAUCAAGCAAAAAAUGGAAAGCUUGCAUUUCGACGAGCCAGUCGAAUCGCCUAGCUCUAAAGUGUGGGAAAGAGUGAUCAACGAUGUGUCGCUUUCGGCAGCACAGAUUUCCACCGGGAGCGCUCCAGGCUCAAGAGAUGAGUUUGAGAACUUGAGUAGUGAUUUCACUGAAGGAAGAAGAAAGGAGAUCACUAGUGCCUAG